GGCCGGCGCUGCGAGGCGAGGGUGAAGGCCUCCUUCGCGCCAUUAUCGACGCCAAUAAGAUGUCAGAACGUAUCUCAGCGCAGCGUCUUGGCGCCGAGGCUGAAGGAGCAGUUCCCAUCGACCACCCGAUGCCUGCUGGCGACGACGACGAAGAUUACAUAGACACUGGGGCUGCUAUUCUAGCCUUCUACUGCACCUUAGUCGACCUGAUGGGUCGCUGCGCCCCUGAGGCCAAUGUCAUUGCCCAGGGCAAGAACGACAGCCUGCGAGCACGCGCCAUCCUCCGCUCUCUAGUACCCUUAGAGGACCUCCAGGGUGUUUUGUCGCUGCGCUUCACUCUGUCGACGACAGCGGCGGAGGAAGGCCGCAGCGACAUCCCUCCCGGCCUGAUCCCAGCACACAAGCAGAGUGUUGUGCUCUUCUUGGAGCGUGUCUACGGCAUGGACAAUGUGGAGCUCUUCUUCCGUCUCCUGGAGGACGCCUUCCUGCCCGACCUCCGCGCCGCCACCUCGCUAGAUAAGGUUCCUCAUGCUUACAUAACUUCUUUACUCUACAUAACCAAUUUUGAUAGACAUCAGAUUAUGUAG
This is a messenger RNA of Procambarus clarkii (red swamp crayfish), 587 nucleotides long. The record is from RefSeq and is a predicted model, not a curated record. NCBI's taxonomy places the organism in Eukaryota, Metazoa, Arthropoda, Malacostraca, Decapoda, Cambaridae.